Messenger RNA from Nematocida ausubeli, 1521 nucleotides. RefSeq lists its product as uncharacterized. Lineage: Eukaryota; Fungi; Microsporidia. The record is from RefSeq and is a predicted model, not a curated record. Gene Ontology annotation, cellular component: cytoplasm; proteasome regulatory particle, lid subcomplex; nuclear proteasome complex. The transcript has a single exon. Bases 1 to 1521 code for a protein of 506 amino acids.
AUGGAUAUCCUAGAAGAGACAGAGAAGACAACCAGAUUAAACGGGAAUAAAGAAGAAAACACAAAAGUGCUCAUAGAUAUGAUAGACCUAACAGAAACAACAUCCCAUGCAUUGGAAAUAAUCCAUAAAAUGAGUAAAAAAAAGGGAAACUUCAAAGAAGCCCUUAAUAAAAUGAUACUCCAUGCAUAUAACAAGUACAUGCACUUAAGCACAACAGAAAUCCAGCAAGAUUCAUAUAAAAACCCAAUAUACUUAGAUAUAAAUAUGAUUAGGCCUAAUACAUCAAUGGAUAACCAUAUUAUAAGCGUAUUAGGCAGCAGUCUAGACGUAGAUAUAAGUGGGUAUGCAGAAGAAUUGGAUAAGUCAGGGUAUAACCAGAUUAUAUCCCAGCCACAGACAGAUUUAACAAAAAAUAACCAAACCACAGGUAAAUCUGACACCACAGAAAGUGAAUUCCUUAAAUUCCUUAAGAGCCUUCUGAAAAUAGUCGAGGGUUCGAUUCACAUGGAAUACUUAAGGCUCUUUAUUUCGGAUGCAAUUAAGCAAAUAUUCCUCUCCGAAAAUAAUACGACUGCAUGUCUUAACACUCUGUAUGCCAUAAAUCCAGAAACAUUCUCAUCGUUGAAUAUUCGUGACAUACUUACAUUUCAGUUAGAACAAAUGAGGAUUGCCAUUUUGAGCAAUAAUUUAAUUAAGGCAGAAAAUAUCUUAAAAAGAAUCUCAAUUAAAAAUAUAAAAAAUAACGGAUUAUUCAGUUAUUUCCUAAAUAGGAUAAUAUUCAUAUAUUCCCAUUAUGGUAACUAUUUAGAACUCUCACAUAUUUUUAAUUACCUAAAGAAUAAUGAGAUUUUUGACUUCCUCACACGGCAGCAACUAAUUACACUCUCCAUGCUCUAUGCCAUCCUGAGCCUAGACAAGGAAUUAGUCCCAGCCAGGCUUAUGAUCCAUAAUAUAAUCAGUUGUAAAUUAUCAGAUAAUAAUGAUUACCAAAUUGGGAAAUAUUUCAUUAAUAAUAUUUUAAUUAACAUUAAUUUUGAUAUUAUCAUAAAAAGAGUCAUAAGCCUAGGUGUCCACUACUUUUUGCACUUCCUAAAAUACGUUAAAUAUAAUAUUAUACUGUACAAUAUUAACGUAAUAAGUUUCCACUACAGUAAAAUAAGAAUCUCACAGGCCGCAGAAAUAACAGGCACACAGAAGCACGAGAUAUUAAUAAUCCUGCAGGAAAUGAUACGUAAUAGAACUGUAUAUGGGAAUAUUGUAGAGAACAUGGAUAUUGUUGAAUUUGAAAAUAAAAAAGAAAUGGAAGUUGGAGGAGUCGAACUUGCAAGUGAAAAGGUCCGGGAGAGACUUAAUGAGAUAGGAAUUACUUUGGAUAAAACUAAAGAUAACCUAGGGGGAGUUGAACUUGCGGCUAGAAUUAGGGAGUGCCCAGGGGUUGACUCUAUUGAGGCAUGGAGCAGAAGGAUUGAAGCAUGCUUGGAUGGAAUUAUAAAGAUAAAUCAUAGCAUGAAUGGUAUAUGA